Molecule: messenger RNA, 3365 nt
Organism: Parasteatoda tepidariorum (common house spider)
Lineage: Eukaryota; Metazoa; Arthropoda; Arachnida; Araneae; Theridiidae
Product: xylosyl- and glucuronyltransferase LARGE1
Biological process (GO): protein O-linked glycosylation via mannose
Cellular component (GO): Golgi apparatus
Molecular function (GO): glucuronosyltransferase activity; xylosyltransferase activity
Source: RefSeq, a predicted model, not a curated record
ACUCUUCGAACAUUUUUCUAAAGUUGGCGAGAUAAAUUGCCCCGUCUUCGAAACCAAACUACAGUUUGGCGUCGUAAAAAAUUCAUGCGAACAGAAGACACGGAAGGAAGAAAAAAAGAGAGUAAGAAAGAGAUGUGGCUGUUUCAAGAAAAUGUUUCUUUUUGUGACCAAAGCAUUGUUGUUGAACACGAAAAAGAGAAAGACAGGUGGCAAUUUUCAGGACUUCCUUCCCCCCUUUCUCUUAUACCUCUACAUGAUAACUGGAGUAUUGAUUCGUAUACAUUCCUUGAAACUACAUAUUCUCUCCAUUCAGCUUCUUCUUCUUCAAAGACAUUCUAUCAAGAGCGAAACAUUUUUGGCGUGACCAUAAAUGCAAAGAACUGGAAUGAUUCAUGUUCAAAUGCUCUGAAUUCUCCUACUUAAGAGUGCAACACUUUUCUUUUCAAUAAAAGAAUCCAAAAGUAACUUGUUGUGAACAUCAAAAAGUGGAUCCAAGAAACUCUAUAAUUCCUUAUACUAAGUUCGUGAUGUGGUGGUUGGAUGCAUGUGGGAGUUAGUUGCAGGAUGCGCAAGCGCAGGGUGGUCGUCUUCUCCAUCGCUUGCUGCCUCCCCGCCCUAUUCCUUCUCUAUUUGGCAUCCUCUGAUGAAGAUAUGGGAACUGACAACUUUUUGGGUUUCACUCGACGUGAGGCGAAACUGGCUGAAAGAGUGCGAGAAGUGGAAGAACAGAAUCAACUUCUGCGAAGGCAGCUCAGCAUAUCUCAAAACCACCUGCUUAGCGUGAUGUCAGAGACGCAACAGAACGACUCUCAGACGGUCCGGGGAGGAGAGGAAGAGAGCCAGAAGAGUAGCGUUGUGUGUGUCAACCAGGAACCAGAAGUGCCCAAGUGUGAAGUGAUUCACAUAGCCAUUGUGUGUGCGGGAUAUAAUUCCAGUCGAUCCGUCGUUACCCUCAUCAAAAGCAUUCUUUUCUACCGAAAGAACCCACUACAUUUCCAUUUCAUAGCAGAUUCUGUGGCGCAGCUCAUCUUACAGACAUUGGUCUCCACCUGGAAUGUACCUGGAGUUGAUGUAAGUUUCUAUUUGGCUGACAAUCUUCAAACAGAAGUUUCAUGGAUUCCUAAUAAACAUUAUUCUGGAGUGUAUGGUCUAAUGAAACUUGUUCUACCCAGGGCUUUACCAGAGUAUUUAGAAAAAGUUAUUGUUUUAGAUACUGAUGUUACAUUUGCUACUGAUAUUGCUGAAUUAUGGCGUAUUUUUAGGAAGCUUUCUGCCAAACAGGCUAUUGGACUUGUUGAAAAUCAAAGCGAUUGGUAUUUAGGAAAAUUAUGGAAAAAUCAUAGACCCUGGCCUGCAUUGGGUCGAGGGUUCAACACUGGUGUUAUCUUACUUCAUUUACAAAAGCUGCGUGACAUUGCAUGGAUGCAAAUGUGGCGAUUAAUAGCAGAAAAAGAACUACUAAGCAUGUUAUCUACGUCUUUAGCAGAUCAAGAUAUUUUUAAUGCAGUUUUAAAACAGCAUCCCUACCUCAUUUAUAAGUUGCCGUGUCAAUGGAAUGUUCAAUUAAGCGACAACACUCUAAGUGAAAUUUGCUACACAGAAGUCCAAGAUUUAAAGGUUAUCCACUGGAAUUCUCCAAAGAAAUUAAAAGUUAAAAAUAAACAUGUAGAGUUUUUUAGAAAUUUAUAUUUAACGUUUUUGGAAUAUGAUGGAAAUUUAUUAAGAAGAGAACUAAUUGGCUGCAACAAUAGUAAAGUGACACAUGUCCAAGAAGCUUUGAAUGCAAUAGAUGAGGAUGAUUCUUGCUAUGAAUUUAGAAGAGCUCGUGUUGUGAAGCAUCGUACACACCUUUACUACAUAGAAUAUGAUUAUGAACCAACACCUGAAGGCAAUGACGUCACGCUUGUUGCCCAGCUGUCAAUGGAUCGCCUUCAAAUGGUGGAGGCUCUCUGUAAACACUGGGAAGGUCCAAUAAGUUUAGCUCUGUAUAUGUCAGAUUCUGAAGUGCAGCAAUUUCUCAGCUAUACUCUCAGUUCAGAAAUCCUCAGCAGUCGGAAGAAUCUCGGCUAUCACAUCGUAUACAGGGAUGGACCAUUCUACCCGGUCAACUUACUACGGAAUGUGGCUCUGCAACAGGUCACAACCCCUUUUGUCUUUCUGACUGACAUAGAUUUCCUGCCCAUGUAUGGACUCUAUGAGUACCUCAAGAAGUCGGUGGCUUCCAUGGGAUUAGAAUCAUCUACAAAAGCUCUUAUAGUCCCUGCUUUUGAAACGCAAAGGUAUCGUUUGACAUUCCCAAAAUCAAAAGCUGAGUUACUUUCCAUGCUGGACAUGGGGACGCUUUUCACUUUUAGAUAUCAUGUGUGGACCAGAGGACAUGCACCCACUAACUAUGCCAAGUGGAGGACUGCCACAACGCCAUAUCGAGUUCAGUGGGAACUGGAUUUUGAGCCAUACAUUGUUGUUAGAAGAGAUGUUCCUGAAUAUGAUCGUAGAUUUGUGGGAUUUGGCUGGAACAAAGUCUCGCACAUCAUGGAGUUAUACGCCCAAGGUUAUGAGUUUGUAGUGCUUCCAAAUGCAUUCAUUGUACACAUGCCUCACGCACCAAGUUUUGAUAUUGCUAAAUUCAGAUCAAGUUCCCAAUAUAGAAAGUGUUUAAAAGUGUUAAAAACAGAAUUUGUUAGAGAUAUAUCGCGACGUUAUGGAAAACAAUUUUCAGCAGAGAAAAAGAAACUUUCCAGGAGAUAACAGUUGUUUGUUAUGUUUGUUGAUAUUAUGCACACAAGUUGUCUAUUUCUGAUCUCCAAGAAGUGUCAUUUGCACACAAGUUGAAGAGAGAGAGUAACAUAAAUAUAUAUUGAAUGUUUUGAAUAUCCAUUUUUAUAUAAAGACAUUUUAUAUUAAUGAAUUAUCAACGUUUAGAGUUUUUUUAUAAAUCUCUAUAAAAAUUUUUAUUUAUUUUUAAUGUAUAUAAAAUAAACUUUUAAUGCACUGUAACUUAUACAUUUCUGUAUUCAGUAAGUUAUUUAAAAAUGUGUUCAAUUAUUUAAUUUAAUUUACUUAAUCUUUCUAUUCUCUUUCAAUUUUAGUUUUCCACUUUACAACGGACUUCAAAAAAUUUUAAGUCAAAAAGCCCAAAUUCUAUGUAAUAAAGUUAAUUUUAAUUGUCAUAUCUAUUUAUUGUAAUGUAAAUAUAUAUGUGGUUAUUUAUCUUUUUCAUAGCAAGUUUAAUGAUGUCACGAUUUAUAAGCAGAAGAUUUGCAUAUUUUUUAUGUUCAUGAUGUGAUAUAAAUUUAUUUUUUAUUUUGCCCCAAUGUGUUACGGUUAUAAUAUAAGCAAAAAAAAUUCACAUUUUAUGUUAAAAU